UAGAACCUGUCGUUCUCCAGAGACGAGGGGAGAUGCUAAAUUUUAGUUUCACUUCUAAGUCUUCUCGCAGGUAAUGUGCUCGGUAAUUGACUGUCCACCUCUGUACGCACUGUCGUCGCCACCUCCAGUCUGGUAGCAGCCGUUAGCUACAUUCGCUCAUUCAUUUGUUGCCUUUCCGCUUGUACCGACAGCGCUUCCUCCUAGAAAACCAUGGCUGGUCCUGUGGCUUCAGAAGAGCAGAAAUUCUCUUUACAGGAGGUGCUCGACACUUUCAGUUUGUGUCUGUCGGAAAGUAAAGAGGUCUAUCUGGAACACUACGUCGCUGGGUGGCGUGGUCUUGUAAAGUUUUUAAACAGCUUGGGGAGUGUCUUUGGCUUCAUUUCCAAGGAUGCUGUCAACAAGAUCAAGAUCCUGGUCUCCCACCUGGAUGGUGAGAACGGGUCUCAGUAUAUCACCGUCCAGUCAAUGGUUAAAUAUGAGCUGGAGAAGGAACUAGUGGACCUGAGCAAGAGAGGCAGCCACCCAGAGUCAGGCUGCCGUACUCUGCUGAGGCUCCACCGUGCACUGAGGUGGCUGGAGCUCUUCCUGGAGCGCCUCCGCACCAGCAGUGAGGACAGCAAGACAUCAGUCAUGUGUGCAGAGGCCUACAAUGAGUCUCUUGCCCAGCACCAUCCUUGGGUGAUCCGUAAGGCUGCAGGCAUGGCGUUCUGCGUGCUCCCAGGGCGUCCCGCUUUCCUGGAGGUGAUGAAUGUAGGCACCCCGGAGCAGGCCGUGGCCAUGCUGGGGGAAGCUCUGCCUCUGAUCUCUGAGGUGUACCAGAUCACAGAGGAACUUUACGCACAACAUAACCUGCUUGACUUACCUUAGAGAGCAGCAAGUGCUAUUAUUCAUCACUUUACACAUUACAUGAUUAAAUAUGUACAACUUCAACCCUGCUGAAGGGCUGUCAGGCUAGCUACUACUGAUGUUUGGUGGUGUUAAGUGUUGUGAUUUCUCUUUACAAAUAAUUAAGUAUCAUUACACUGACCCUAAUCUCUACCAACAGCAUUGCCAGGGUUCAAUAUACAUAAAACUACUGUUAAUUGUAAUAUUGCACGUUUAAAUGUUAUAAUAUACCUCUGAAUGACCUUUUUAAAUCUGUUUUUACUUGUACAUUUGUUUUUAAUUUAAAUCAGUGAAGGGAACAACAGAGGGGUCUUUGCUCACUGCUAGCAGCUGUUUGUUUUCAUUAUUUAUCAAAAGUAAGAGACCAAAAUGGUUCUUCAUAUUUAGGGGAAACAUUAAUCUGCUUCUAUUUUGAGAAUAUUUGAAAUUCUCAGUACUCAAAAUGUAACAAAUAUGCAAAUUUUCUCUAUCUAUUUUCUCUAUUAUGUAAUAAUACGGCCAUAAAAUCAGAUUUUGUUUAAUCGUCUCAUGCCAUAUUUCACUCCAGUACUGACAUAUUUAUGCUCCUGGUACAUGGUGGGAAUUGCUUUCUUCUAAUAGAUUAUCUGAUACUGGAUGAUACCAGAUACUCUAUUUAAUAGUUUGGCCUUGUAAAGAUACGGAAAAAAAGACCACAGGCAAACUGCAGCCUUUAUGGGUCAGUAAUAGUUUCCAGACCACUUCUCCAAAGAGGAAAAGAAGAAAACAUGCUAACAGAACAAAAUUUAUCUGGGAGGUAAACAAAGCAAAACAUUAUCAACAGAAGUGCUGGAAUAAUGUUGAUCAUUAAAUUCCUAUAGAGAUAUAUAUGCAGUUCAAUGGGCAUCAAACACUUUGUUUGUACUUUAGGAAUGUUUUUUGGUAAUUUAUGAAACAAAAGCUUUUAGUAGUUGGACUCAGAGUUGUUAAACCCACUGUAUAUGAGCUCAAUGUGAUUUUUUUUCUUUUCAUUUAAAUUAUAAAUGACCAAAUAUGCUGUUACUCUUCAUUUGAGGUGAUUGGUGUAUUGUUUUACAAGAAUGUACUGUAUUUCGUAUACACACACACGUAUAUACAUAUAUAUAACCAUUAAUUCAACGGAAUUUAUAAACAGUAUAUCUUAAUAAAAAUGUUCCACUUG
Chelmon rostratus (copperband butterflyfish) is the source of this 2044-nucleotide messenger RNA. Its product is annotated as ceramide-1-phosphate transfer protein. Lineage: Eukaryota; Metazoa; Chordata; Actinopteri; Chaetodontiformes; Chaetodontidae. Gene Ontology annotation, cellular component: membrane; cytosol; cytoplasm. The transcript is spliced from 2 exons. The record is from RefSeq and is a predicted model, not a curated record. Bases 211 to 867 code for a protein of 218 amino acids. Gene Ontology annotation, biological process: intermembrane lipid transfer; ceramide transport. Gene Ontology annotation, molecular function: ceramide 1-phosphate binding; ceramide 1-phosphate transfer activity.